CGGAAGUUUUUUUUUAAGAAUUAAAAUGUUUGUAUUUUGACUUUUGAUAUGAUAUACUGUAUUACUCAUAUAAGUCAUAUUCUUAAAUCUGCAUUUUUAUCAGUUUUUUUGCCUACCCAAGAGAAAGUUUUAUGCUGGGUUGUUGCCUUUGUUGGUGUGAGAACUGAGAAAAGUGAAUAUUAUUACUUCAAUUUAACAAUGAGUUUCCAUGCCUUUGUAAUUUGGGUGAUGAUAGGUUAUAAAAGCUCAAAUUUUCUUAUUCUACAUCUGUUCCGAAGUAAGCAUCUUUGGUAAAGCAAUAAAAAGUUAAAAAGAUUGAGAUUUAAGCCAUUAAACCAGAACUGAGGAAAUUGUUCAGAACACUUCCAGCAUCAAAUUUCAAAACCACCAGCCGGGAGUCAUGAAUUACUCGCAGAAUGCCAUGGCAACAAGUGGUGCUGGUGGAAACAGCAUGGUGCUCUCCAUGUCCACCGUUGCUUCGCCUGCAGACUCAUCUGCGUCAGCUACCACGGGCUCACCAGCGGAUGAUUCCAAACAGAACCUCAACCAAGUCAUCAAUUCUAUACAGAAAACCCUUGGGAUGCUCCACCAGCUCUAUCUCACUGUGUCUUCCUUCAAUGUUGCCUCCCAGCUUCCUUUUCUCCAACGCAUGAAUGCUCUUGUUUUGGAGCUUGAUAAUAUGACGAAAUUGGCUGAAAAAUGUGAUAUUCAGGUGCCCAUGGAGGUCCUUAAUUUAAUUGACAACGGGAAGAAUCCAGAUGAAUUUACUAGGGAUGUUUUGAAUAGUUGUAUUGCCAAAAACCAGAUUACCAAAGGAAAAACAGAUGCUUUCAAGGGUUUGCGAAAGCAUCUUUUGGAUGAACUUGAAGAGGCAUUUCCCGAUGAAGUGGAAGCUUAUAGAGUGAUGCGUGCAACUUCUGCUGCAGAAGCAAAACAGUUGGCUCAAGCACAAAAUGCAUUAGCGAAUGGAGAUGUAAAGUCAAAGCCAGAAAUUUAAAAACCGAGGUUUGCUUGUUUAUCUUGGUCCCUCACUCCCUCUACACCCUAAAUGCUUUAUUUGAAACUAUGAACAUUUCGAACAAUGCAGAAAAAAAAAGAAAUUACCACAACAAUCUGAUACACGCGAACACAGUUUAUUCUCGAGUACUCUAAUGCUGUUUGUGUUUGUACGUGUGUAUAGCGCUAACUUGCGACGCAAGCACUGCAAAUAUGGGCCCCGUGAUGAACCCGUUUUCGCAAAUCGCUGUGGAAUGUUGUAGUUGUAAAUUAACUAAAUUUGAAAACUCUUGACUAAAUAGUGAGGAAUUCAUGUGUGCACAGGACAGUCUCCUUUGCUUGUUUGUGUAAUUUACAUUGAUUGAAUGCAAUUCAGGAGUUCUACUAUUUCACAUAAAAAUAAAAGAAUUCAUAUGUC
This is a messenger RNA of Cuscuta campestris, 1414 nucleotides long. Lineage: Eukaryota; Viridiplantae; Streptophyta; Magnoliopsida; Solanales; Convolvulaceae. The record is from the annotation of a GenBank genome assembly.